AUGACGUCCAAAUCUAAAAGGGAUGAUGACGAGGAGGAGGAUGAGGAUGACGAAGAUGAUAAGGAUGACGACGACGGGGACGACGAUGAUGAUGAAGAAGGUGAUGACAACGAUGUCGAAGAUAACGACGACAAUGAUGAUGAGGAAGAUGACGACGACGAGGAUGAAGAUGACGACGACGAAGAUGAUAAGGAUGACGAGGACGACGACGGUGAUGAUGAAGAAGUUGAUGAUGACGUUGAUGAAAAAGAUGACGACGAGAAUGAUGAUGAGGCAGAUGACGACGAGGAGGAGGAUGAAGAUGACGACGACGAAGAUGAUAAGGAUGACGACGAUGACAAUGAUCCUGAUGAAGAUGACGACGAGGAGGAGGAAGAUGACAACGACGACCAUAAUGAUUCAGUUAUCAUUUUCAGAUCCUUUACACCCAUCCAACUCGCUGCGACCAACGAUGGUACGGACACCACCUGA
Molecule: messenger RNA, 471 nt
Organism: Haliotis rubra (blacklip abalone)
Lineage: Eukaryota; Metazoa; Mollusca; Gastropoda; Lepetellida; Haliotidae
Product: prostatic spermine-binding protein-like
Exons: 2
Coding region: 1-471 (156 amino acids)
Source: RefSeq, a predicted model, not a curated record